Limulus polyphemus (Atlantic horseshoe crab) is the source of this 3539-nucleotide messenger RNA. RefSeq names its product von Willebrand factor-like. The record is from RefSeq and is a predicted model, not a curated record. Gene Ontology annotation, molecular function: protein binding. NCBI's taxonomy places the organism in Eukaryota, Metazoa, Arthropoda, Merostomata, Xiphosura, Limulidae. Bases 42 to 3539 code for a protein of 1165 amino acids. The transcript has 19 exons. Gene Ontology annotation, cellular component: extracellular matrix.
UACCUUGUUUCUGUUUUAGGUAUGAAUGUGUGGCUACAUGUAUGAAGGGUUUUGAAUUCCCUGGUAAGGUGGCUGAAAUGAAAAGGACAUGUAAUUCAUUUGAUGGAUCCUGGCGCCCUAUAACAGAAUUUCCUGACUGUGAAGCAAUAUGUGAUCCUCCAUGUAUGAAUGGUGGUAAAUGUGCUGGGAACAAUCAUUGUAUCUGCCCUCCCAACUUCCGAGGACCUAGCUGCAAGUAUGACACAUCAAUCUGCAAUCCAUCUGAUUCACUGAAGUUUAUUGGAUCAUGGCAGUGUAAUCACACCCAGCAAGAAACCAAAUGUUCUUUAAACUGUGCUCAAGGUACAGAGUUUGAAUCCCAGCCUGCUGACAUCUAUACUUGUAGUGUAGAGGGAACAUGGAACCCAGCUACAGCCCCUAAGUGCAUUCCUGUGAAUGUGAUCCAUCCAACGGGAAGUCCAUAUUUUCCUGCUGAGAAAAUUAAAACAAUUGGAGUAGAUGAUCAAAAGCACAGUGGUGUGUGUGCAACAUGGGGUCAAUUUCAUUACCGAACCUUUGAUGGUAGUAUGUACAGUUUCCAAGGUCCAUGUGCCUAUGUUUUAGCUAAAGACUCGCGUGAUAACACAUUCAGCAUACACAUAAAGAAUGAUCCUAGUUGUGUCAGUAGCCGGAUAUGUCAUAGACUUAUAGUGAUAUAUUUGGGUGGAGAGAAGUAUAAGCUGAUGUACUCUCAAAAAAAAGCUACUGUCUACCAUGGGACAGAAGAAAUUUCUGUUCCUAGCACAUCUGGUGGUCUGUUACUGGAGAAAAUUGCAGGAUACCUGGUUAUUAAAAGCUCCUUAGGAUUCAGCUUAAAGUGGAAUGGAGAAGAUACAGUACUGCUUUCACUUGCAUCUUCCCUAAAAAAUAAGACUUCAGGGCUUUGUGGUCGCUUUGAUGGAAGUAAAGAGAAUGACUUUGAGUUAGUUAAUGGUCAAGCUGGUGGAUCAGUGUCAGCUUUUGCAAACAGCUGGAAAAUGAAUGACCUUGGUGAAAACUGCCCAGACUCUGUAAGCCAAGAACAUACAUGUACAUACAAGACACCAGAAGAAAAGAAGGUUGCUGAGAAAGCUUUAAAAACAUGUCAGGUCUUGUGGGAUUCAAAGUUUUCAGUCUGCCAUCAUAUCGUUAACCCGAUUCCAUAUAUUGAAGCUUGUCGUAUGGAUUACUGUGCAUGUUUAGUAUCCAGAGAAGAGUGUGUGUGCAACAGUCUAGCUGAGUACUUCAGAGAAUGUGUGCGACUAGGAGGGAAAAUACCUGAAGGAUGGAGAUCAACAAAGCUUUGUCCCCUGAAGUGCCCUUCAGACAUGGUUUACCUUGAUUGUGGAAGCUCGUGUCCAAAAAUGUGCAGUAGUGUUAAAUAUGAUUGUGAAGAUGAACAUUGUGUAGAUGGUUGUCACUGCCCUGAGGGUACUGUUCUUCUACGUGACAGGUGUGUUAAACAGGACAACUGUCCUUGUCUCCAUGGUGGCAAGUAUUAUGAGCCGGGUGAGAAAGUUGAACAAGAAUGUAACUCAUGUGAAUGUCGGGCAGGAGAAUGGAUAUGUACCAAGCAAAAGUGUGAAGCACGUUGCGCUUCUACGGGUGAUCCUCACUACACAACUUUUGAUGGUAACAGUUAUGAUUUCUUGGGCACCUGUUCUUACUAUCUAGUGUAUCAUGACAAGUUCAGUAUUGUUCAAGAGAAUGCACCAUGUCAGACUGCAAAGAUCGUUGGAAAGAAAAAUACUCCAUUUUCAAACUUUGGUUCAUGCACAAAAUCUGUUACCAUUACUAUUGGGAAGAGUGUCCUGACCUUGAAGCAAGAUUUCCAGGUUUCUCUGAAUGACCAUGAUAUCAGGAUCUUUCCUCAUACAGCACCUGGUUUACAUAUUUUCAUGGCUUCUUCCCUCUUCAUGAAGGUUGAGUUAGCUACUGGAAUGAGUUUACUGUGGGAUGGUAAAAACCGAGUGUAUAUUGAUGCACCAUCAUCUCACUUCAAUAAAGUGAAAGGACUGUGUGGAACUUUUAAUCAUAAUCAAAAAGACGAUUUUCUUACUCUGGAAGGAGACAUUGAAGCUGAUGUUAAUACAUUUGCCAAGAAAUGGACUUUGGGAGUAUGCAAGGAACAAAUUCCUGCAGAUGAAGCUAAGAGACCAUGUGAUACCUAUCCACAGAAGAAUGAGGAAGCACAGAAAUUUUGCUUAAAACUAAAGAGUAAUUAUUUUAGAGCUGGUCAUGAUGUUGUUGACCCAGAACCAUUCUACAAAAAAUGCCUUUUUGAUAUGUGUUCGUGUGAGAGCAAGCCUGAAGAUUGCCUCUGUCCUGCUUUUGCUGAUUAUGGUGCUGAAUGUGCCAAAAAAGGGGUGCUUAUUAAAUGGAGAGAUAACAUCAAAGAAUGCUCUUUGAAGUGCACUGGUGGUCAGACUUAUCAAGAGUGUGCUGAUCCUUGCCAACGCUCUUGCCUUACCAUUGCUUCUAAUGUUAAAUGCCUGAAGAAGUGUGUUGAAGGCUGUGCAUGUCCUCCUGGAACAACCUUGAAUAAUGAUGAAAUGUGUAUUCCAGUCAGUGAAUGUCAGUGUGUAUUUGAAGGGAAAGAAUAUCUUCCAAACUCAAAGAGGCUAGAUGGCUCAGAUGUGUGUUUAUGUGAAAAUGCUGUUUGGAGCUGUCGGGCAGCAUCAUUGAAGGAACUUGUUUCUGUAACUAACCCUGAUGAUCUUAUGCAAAGAGAUCCAGAAUACUGUGGGAAGCAGCCAAAUAUGGAAUACACCAAUUGUGUACCUGUUUGUCCUCCAACAUGCCAAAAUAAAUUGGUUGAACAAGAGUGUGCUACACGUAUCUGUAAACCUGGGUGCAUCUGCAAGCCGGGGUUUGUUUUGGACAUGGAUACCAAACAGUGUGUUAAAAUAGCUCAGUGUGGCUGUCAUCAUGGAAAUAAAAGAUUUGUUGAAGGCGAGACAAUACAAAUGGAGUGCAACACCUGGGCUAAUAUGUACAGUAUAGUAUCAACAACUAGUAUCUACAAUGUGCCCCCAGUGACAAAUAUAAUUGUAUUAUUAAUAUUGCAUGAAGGUGGUGAGGAAAAGGUUACUUUGACAAAGAACAAGCCAGUUCCUAAAACAGCUUAUGGCUCCAGCUUCAUCAUUCGAGAGGUUGGCUUAUUUGUAGCAGUUUAUACAAAGCAUGGGGUAACAGUACAGUGGGAUAAAGGCACUAGAGUUUAUAUACGAGUGGAGACAAAAUGGAAGGGGAGGUUGAAAGGAUUAUGUGGAAACUUUGAUGAUGAUCAAUCCAAUGACUUCCGUACUCCUGCGGGCGGACCGUCUGAAGCACGCCCAAUUGUAUUUGGUAACAGCUGGAAGGUCCAUGAAAGCUGUCCUUAUCCUAGAGAUAUCAAAGACACUUGUCUGUUACAUCCUCAUAGAAGAACGUGGGCCUUAAACAAGUGUGGUGUUCUAAAGUCUGAUGUUUUUAAGCCCUGCCACUCAGAAGUUUCUCUAGAUCCAUACUAUGAAAGGUAA